AUGGACAUAAUAGCCCUAAGUCUUGAUAACCUCUUCUCUUGUUAUGCUGAUGACAAAGAGGGGGAGAAAGACUUGGCUGCUGUUGAUUUCCCUACAACACAAGCUGACGUUGAUGCUCAAAGAGUUGAAGCUAAUGAAGCUGAGGUUGUUGAUGAUGCCAUCACUACCUAUGAAGCUGAAACAGAGAUUGUUGAUGAUACCGUCAAAGCUGAUGCUAAAUCUCAUGACGAAGACCUUCCUAUCACCCCUGUAGCUAAUGCUGGUGAUGAGGAAGAUGAAGGUGAAGAUGAUGAUGAUGACGAUGACUCUCCAUACCUUCCUGACGCUAGAAAAGAUCUCGGUGGUGAUGAUGAUGAAGACGACAUUGACGACGACUUCACGAUUCAGUACCACAACCCUGCCACUCCUGCAACUGAGGAAGUUGAUGUUGUCCGAGCUGAAGUUGAAGCUCGUGACAAUGACCUUCCCAUCACCUCUGCAGCUAAUGUUGGUAAUGAGGAAGAAGAAGAUGAUGAUGAGAAGGCGAAUCUCCCGACCUCCCUGACUCCAGCAGCGACCUGGAUGACGACAACGAUAAUGAUGACGAUGAAGACGACUUCACCAUCCAAGGCUGAACGUGAAAAGAACCUGAAGCUGGCCGAAUGCGACAAGCGCUGGAGCAAAGUCUCCCUUAACAAGAGGAUCAACCCUCACCCUAUUACAUGCGUCAGCAUCAGUGCACGAACAAAAGACAGCAGGUUUCUGAUCUCCAUGCUCAUCAACAUGGAUAAUCUCGAGGCAGUCACCGAGUACCCUUCCUACCUUGGUGAAUAUGGCUACAAUGAAUGGCUGGAGAUCUGA
Molecule: messenger RNA, 840 nt
Organism: Cynara cardunculus var. scolymus (artichoke)
Lineage: Eukaryota; Viridiplantae; Streptophyta; Magnoliopsida; Asterales; Asteraceae
Product: protein SQS1-like
Exons: 3
Coding region: 1-840 (279 amino acids)
Source: RefSeq, a predicted model, not a curated record